CUGCAGUGUCACGGGGUUUGCGCGGAAACUGAGGCAGUCCUCCCGCUCUGCACCCUCUGCCCCUAGUCGCCACCCGGACUUCUCCGCAGGGCGUGGGCGUGGCUGGGGAAAGCCUGGGGGUGAGGCUACGCAGGCGGCUGGGGAAGAGUCCCACGUGACCGAGAGGCGGGGUGUCCGCUCCCCAGCUGCGGCGUCUCGGGGGCGGAGCUGCUGCAGAGCAUCUCCUAGCUGGAACCGCGCUUUGUUCUUGCUGCCUCCUAGACCCGCCGGCGUCUGGGUCCAUCCCUGGCUCCUCUCUCGCUCCUCCGGCCCACCCCCUGCAUCUGGGCCCGCAUCCCUUUCCCCAGAAGCUCCGUCCCAGAUCCUGCCCUUGCCCCUCCCCCGGACUUCGGGCCAGCGCCCUUGCCUGGUAGGUAGCCUUCUAUCCAUCCCUCCCUCCUGCACCUUUUUCCCCUGGAUCCCUCUCCUGUCCCCCUUUUCCCAAGUCCGGGUCGUUCCGCCCCUCCGGACCGGGGAUGUCCCCCGUAGUCCUGGGCCCAUGGUCCUGACCCUGCUCCUCUCCGCCUACAAGCUGUGCCGCCUCUUCACCAUGUCCCGUCCCCGGCCAGGCGGUGAGCGACUAGCGGUGCCGGGGCCGGACGGGGGCGGCGGCGCGGGCCCGUGGUGGACCGCGAGCGGCCGCGGGCCNGCGGGCCCGUGGUGGACCGCGAGCGGCCGCGGGCCGCGCGAGGUGUCGCCCGGGGCGGGCACCGAGGUGCAGGGUGCCCUGGAGCGCGCGCUGCCCGAGCUGCAGCAAGCGCUGUCAGCGCUGAAGCAGGCGGGGGGUGCGCGGGCCGUGGGCGCCGGCCUGGCCGAGGUCUUCCAGCUGGUGGAGGAGGCCUGGCUGCUUCCGGCCGUGGGCCGAGAGGUAGCCCAGGGUCUGUGCGACGCCAUCCGCCUGGACGGCGGCCUCGACCUGCUGCUGCGACUGCUGCAGGCGCCGGAGCUGGAGACGCGCGUGCAGGCCGCCCGCCUGCUGGAGCAGAUCCUGGUGGCUGAGAACCGGGACCGUGUGGCGCGCAUCGGGUUGGGCGUGAUCCUGAACUUGGCAAAAGAGCGGGAGCCGGUGGAGCUGGCGCGGAGUGUGGCAGGCAUCUUGGAGCACAUGUUCAAGCACUCAGAGGAGACGUGCCAACGGCUGGUGACGGCUGGUGGCCUGGACGCAGUGCUGUACUGGUGCCGCCGCACGGACCCGGCGCUGCUCCGUCACUGCGCGCUGGCGCUGGGCAACUGCGCGCUGCACGGGGGCCAGGCGGCGCAGCGGCGCAUGGUGGAGAAGCGCGCCGCCGAGUGGCUCUUCCCGCUCGCCUUCUCCAAAGAGGACGAGCUGCUGCGGCUGCACGCCUGCCUCGCGGUGGCGGUGCUGGCAACCAACAAGGAGGUGGAGCGCGAGGUGGAGCGCUCCGGCACGCUGGCGCUCGUCGAGCCGCUCGUGGCCUCGCUGGACCCCGGCCGCUUCGCCCGCUGCCUGGUGGAUGCCAGUGACACAAGCCAGGGCCGUGGGCCCGACGACCUGCAGCGCCUCGUGCCGCUCCUUGACUCGUCGCGCUUGGAGGCGCAGUGCAUCGGGGCUUUCUAUCUCUGUGCCGAGGCUGCCAUCAAGAGCCUGCAGGGCAAGACCAAGGUAUUCAGCGACAUCGGAGCCAUCCAGAGCCUGAAACGCCUGGUUUCCUACUCCACCAAUGGCACCACGUCGGCGCUGGCGAAGCGCGCCCUGCGCCUGCUGGGCGAGGAAGUGCCGCGACCCAUCCUGCCCUGCGUGGCCAGCUGGAAGGAGGCCGAGGUCCAGACGUGGCUACAGCAGAUCGGCUUCUCCCACUACUGCGAGAGCUUCCGGGAGCAGCAGGUAGAUGGCGACCUGCUUCUGCGGCUCACCGAGGAGGAGCUCCAGACCGACCUGGGCAUGAAAUCCGGCAUCACCCGCAAAAGAUUCUUUAGGGAGCUCACUGAGCUCAAGACCUUCGCCAACUACGCUACGUGCGACCGCAGCAACCUGGCAGACUGGCUGGGCAGCCUGGACCCGCGCUUCCGCCAGUAUACGUACGGCUUGGUCAGCUGCGGCCUGGACCGCUCCCUGCUGCACCGCGUGUCCGAGCAGCAGCUCCUGGAGGACUGCGGCAUCCGCCUGGGCGUGCACCGCACCCGCAUCCUCACGGCCGCCAGAGAAAUGCUACACUCCCCGCUGCCCUGCACUGGCUGCAAGCCCAGCGGGGACAUCCCAGACGUCUUCAUCAGCUACCGCCGGAACUCAGGCUCGCAGCUGGCCAGCCUUCUGAAGGUGCAUCUUCAGCUGCACGGCUUCAGCGUCUUCAUCGAUGUGGAGAAGCUGGAAGCAGGCAAGUUCGAGGACAAGCUCAUCCAGAGUGUCAUGGGUGCCCGCAACUUCGUGCUGGUGCUGUCGGCCGGGGCCCUGGACAAGUGCAUGCAGGACCAUGACUGCAAGGACUGGGUGCACAAGGAGAUCGUGACUGCUUUGAGCUGCGGCAAGAACAUCGUGCCGGUCAUUGAUGGUUUCGAGUGGCCUGAGCCCCAGGACCUGCCUGAGGACAUGCAGGCUGUGCUCACCUUCAAUGGCAUCAAGUGGUCCCACGAGUACCAGGAGGCCACGAUCGAGAAGAUCGUCCGCUUCCUGCAGGGCCGCUCCUCCCGGGACUCCUCGGCAGGCUCUGACACCAGCUUGGAGGGGGCCGCACCCAUGGGCCCAACUUAACCAGUCCUUAGUUCCCAAGCCCUGCUGCGACCCCCAUUUCCAUCGUCCCUCCCGAAGAAGCAGCUCCUCAAACUGGCCUCUCUCAGCUGCAAACCACCCCCCACCCCGGGCCCUUCUCAGGAAACGGGGGUUGUUCUGCCCCCACCCUCACGGUCCACCUCAAACCCAGCUUCCUCGGCGUCUGAAAAGGGAAGGGAAGCCAGGAAUUGGGGGUGCUCAGGGCCAGACCCCACCCCCUGGGGCCCUGCCAUCGGGUUCUCUAUCUCAGGUCUGGAGAUUGAGGGUUUUGCGGCACAUGACAACCCCUCCUGCCCUGACAGCAGCCAACUUGAGUGGGGGAGGGUGGGCAGCCUCCUUCUGACAAGAGUUCGGGCAACGCCCACCCCUCUGGGCUAAGCAAGGGCCUAGGCCCAACAGCCAGCCGGAGAUGCGGGUCCAGUGAUGGCUCUCCACCUAGAUCUUGCCUGGCUUCUGGCCUCAGCGCUUCCUGCCACCCUGUGGCCUUGACCUGUAACCACUGUGUCCUUAGCUGGCCUGGUCCCCAGUCCCCUCCCAGCCUUCCUGAGGUGCAGCCCUCUUAGCCACACCUGGGGUCAGGGUCGGCCAAGCCAGCCCUCACUCCAGCUGGCCUGCAGCUGCGGUCAGCUUUGCUGCACGCGUCGGUGCAAGGGAGCCACCUGCAGGGGCCCGGGCCUGGGCCGCCGAGGCCGUCUCAACAGGCAGCUAGCCACCGUCCACAUGCCUCGUUGCCGUGCCUCAGUUCCUGCCAGCCCGGCUCAGCUGGUGCCCCAGCCCCUCCCCACCCACCUGCUCAGGGGGCGGCCAGGGGAGGCACCCCCUGUGGCAGCAGCGGUCCGCUGGACAGAGCCCGCAGCAGCACGGGAAGAGACAGGAUCCUGAACGAGGGUGACAGGUGCAUUGGAAUCACCUGGGAAUUUUGCUAAAACUGUGUUCAGGAGACCUGGGCGGGACCUGGGUUUCUGCCUUUCCCACAAAUUCCCAGGUGAGUGGAUGCGGAUGGUCAAGGAAUGACACUUAAACUAUCAAGGCUCUAAAACGCAAAUCCCUCCCAAAUUUUUGCCAUCCCCCACCCCCCACGCCACUUCAUGGUUCCUGCAAUCACCCGAGCAACCCCACCUGGUAUUAUCUCCCUGUACAGAGAAGGAAUGCCAUUUCCCAAACCACCGGUGGCAGCCCCAGGACCCAGCCUGGCCUCCUGGUGUUCAGUCCACUGCCCAUCCCGAGAAUCAUCCUGGAGGCUGUACCCUGGGCAGGGCUGUUGCUCUACCCACAGCUGGCCUCUCCUCUGCCCCAAGGGUCUGGCAGUGGGGGACAGGUUUUCACCAAAAAAGUCUGGCCCCAAGAGCUAUACAGAAAUCAACAAGCAGCAAUGUCCCUCUGCCCCUUUCUCCACUAGGGCAGGAGAGCAAGAAAGUACCCUCCCUCCCGGAAACCCAGGCUUUAGCUAACGGGGUCAGCUGGCCUGGUACCUCAGGCUGGCUCAGCUUCCAGAGUCGCCUCCCGCACGUGCUGGCCAGCUCACGCUCAGAGAGUCAGAGGUCUCACUGCAGGCUUGGGACGCCUUCCUUCUACGCCCCCUCCCACCGAAGAUUCGGUCUUUAGCCGGUCCUGGCCCCAGCUCGGGCUUUCACUGCUCUUGACCCUGCCUCCUUCAGGCCACAGGAGCGCCCACCAGUGCCAGGCCCUGGAUGCGGAGGUGACGGAGGCAGACUAGACAUCGCCCUCCCAGAGCAGCGACAGCAACAGUACAGUGGGCUGAGUACCCUCCAGGGGAAGCUUUCUUUUUGUCCCUGAUCAGUCCCCCUCCCUCCGCGGGCAGUAUUCAGGGAGGUUGCCAGGCCCUUUCUUCUGUUCCUACACCCUCUACUGCUGCCCCUUCCUGUUUCUGGGGAAUCGGAGCCCAGCCUCCAACCCUGAGGUGAUGACCCCCCCAGCCAGGCUUGGCCCCACAGGGCUGGUCCUGAACCGGGGCUGAGACACUGCCUUCCCCCCGGGGGAGCCUGCGUCCUGCUCUGAUGUGGGUCUGCACGGUCAGUUUUCUGCCUGGGUAGGCUGUAGUUGCUGUCCCCAAGUGGGGGCUGAGUCAGCUAGGCCCCUACCCACCUCCCCCAGCCAUCCCCGGGGGCUAAGGACUGCUCAGGGACACCCAGAGAUCAAGAAGUCCAGCUCCAUCUCCUUCAUUCUUCUCCCCUGCCCAGGAAGAGAGGCAUCUCAUUCUAGAAUGUAUGAGGUGGGAAGGGUCUCAGAACAUCAUCUAAUCCAGUGUUUCCUAACUUGUCCACCUGUGAUCAGACAGUUCGGGGCACUGCUGACCCAGCCCUUUGGAGGAGGGCUUGCUGAAGGUCACAAGCGAGCCAGAGGCAGUGCCAAGUAGAGCCCAAGCCUGAGGCCAGCCCAGAACCUCUUCCCGACCCUCCUCACGGCCUCAUGCUGGCACAGUCGGUGGAAGAACCGUAUUCCUCUCCUUGCUUUGGUCUCCCCAUGACAGAGACCGUGAGAAGGGAAUGUGCCAACAGGCCCAGGCUGCAGAGGCCGCAGCUGACCCCGGUCUGCCCUGCACUGUCCCCACAGCACCUGUAUGAUUUCCCGGGCAGGGGAGAGAGAACGAGGGUAGCAGGCAGCCAAACCCUGUGCCCAAUUCACAUCAGCAGUCAAGUGCCACAUGAUUUGGGUCUGUAUUGGGGCUGGCAGCCCUCCUCAAAGCCGGUUCCUUAACACUGAAUCCAGUUCCGCCUUUCAGCUUCUGGGCCAGGCUUCCCUAACAGCCUGGAAAAGGGCCCCUCGUUCUCUGAGAAGCUGGGGCCCCUGGAUCAUAUCGGGGAGUCAGGCUCCUCUCCAGGUUCCCGUUGAGCGGCAGAUGCUUGGAGGACGGACUCAGCACAUGGUCCUGCUGUAAUGCGGGGCAACGGGAGCUGUGGAGGGCUGAGCGGUAACAAAACCUGACUGCAGCUGGGCUGGUGGAGCGGGGUCGCCCUGUAAGGUGCCUUCAGGGAACGGAUCUCUGACGGACCCUCGGGAAGGGGCUCUGCCCCGAAUCUCUACCAGCCUGAUGCCAGCCCAGCAACCCUUCAGCCCCUCCAGCGGCUCAGGAGAAGAGAACGAGCAGUCAGAGGAAGUGUGGCUGGCCCUGCCUGGCACAAUCCCAUGGCAGCUCAGGGGGCUCCUGCCCAGCUGGGAAGCUUGCUGCUAUCUGACCUCUGGUGGGCAGACUGGGAACGGGAAAGCAGACAGCCCCACAGCCCAGUGCCCUGGGGGCAGGAAGGUUCACUUCAGUGUGAUUUAUAUGGAUUUAUUGUGAUUGGCACUGCUAAGCUCAGAGGAUCGAUUCCCAGCCAGAGACGGCAGCACUCUCCCUCCAGAGGGCACCCAGCCCCUUGCACAGCCUUCCCCUCAGAACCGUCCACCCAUGCUACACCCAGAAACAGCGCUGUGAGCGGUGCAGUUUGGGCUGAAGCAGUGAUGCCAGCCCUUGUGCUUCCACUGGUCCCUGAGGUGUCCCUCCAUCGGGACCUCUCCUCUCCCCUGGAGGCUUCUCCGGGACUGAUGGUAGAAAGGGCACACCACCCCCUGUUCCAAACGGCUCCCCCACCGCCUCCUGGAGUAGGACUGUCUGGGUUAAUUCUAGAUUAGAGUCCUAGGCUGGCACAGCCGUCUAGCUGGACCACUCUGCCCAAGGUAGACACUUGCCCUCUGAGGGGAGGUGCCAGUGUCGCUGGGGGCUGGGAUCCAGACGCAUACUUUCAGUUGCUUAGUGUUCGCUUCUCUCCCUUUGCCCUCUGUCCUCCAGUCCAGGCAGAUCAGGGACUCUGAGGAAACGGCUGGAAUUCAGGGCGAGGAUUAGUCUUUUCCAGCACCCUGUGAGAGACCAGAGAAAGGGUUCAGAUUUGACGUGGGGAGACAUCCUCAACUCUUAGAGAUGGGACACAGGCUUUACGGGGUGGGCACAUACAGGUAUUCCCUCCCAGAGCUGAGAGGUGGAAGACAAGGCAAUGUCCAGAGACAGGGCUCUGGAAAGCCACUCUUAAGGCUACAGGGGAAGAAGUCAGUAAGUCAGGCUAGCCUGGGGCUCAGUUUUAACUAGCUGAGGAAGCUCUCCAGGCUUCCCAUUAGCACGUUUCUGCCACCAUACUUCCAUCUGCAAAAUGGGAAUGGAGAAAGAGGGGAGCUGAGGGAGAGAGCACGGCCUUGCCAGCAUGCAAUGUUAGCCUGACCCUGCCCCUUCUGCCCCUCUGCCCCUCUGCCUUGCUCCUGGGGAGUAGCUCCCAGAUGAUUAGACAGCUGUCCACAAGGGGAGAAUCAGGGGGCAUGGUCCCAGGAAUAAGCUGGUUGGGAGGAGGAGAAAGAGGAAAACUUUGGGAUAAAUGGCAUUACCCAAUCAGAAUGGCUGGGAUGAAGAGGAGGCCAGCUCCCAGGAGGAAGGGGAACCCCUUCAUGAAGUUCAGGGUGGCUGGGUAGAGCGAGUUGAAAAUGCCAGAAGCCAUCAGCAUGGCCAAGCUAUUGGUGCAGGCCACAGCAGAAAAGAGAGCGCCUGUGAAGAUAAAAACAUCACACUCUGGGGUGUGAAAGACCUAGAUUCAAAUCCCAGCACCCCUAGCUCACCGCUGUGUGACCUGGGGCAAGUCACUUAACCUCUGAGUCUCACCUUCCUCAAUGAUAAAUCCUACAUUGUGUGUUGUGAUACAGAUUCAAUGAGGUCCCGUAUGGAGAGCAGUUGGCACAUGGGCUACCACACAAACGGCUGUUAUUAAAUCCAUGUAUUCAAAGUAUAUGUGAUAUCUUCUACCAAAAGCCUCAUAAAAUGGGUUUUGGUUAAUCCCCUUUGGGAAUCAUCUCCUGUUUGGGAUUAAUUGCUGGCUUAAUUCCCAGUUCCAACACUUAUUAUCUGUGUGAUCACUGAAUAAGUUGCUUAUCCUUCCGGG
This is a messenger RNA of Ailuropoda melanoleuca (giant panda), 7689 nucleotides long. RefSeq names its product sterile alpha and TIR motif containing 1 (gene SARM1). The record is from RefSeq and is a predicted model, not a curated record. The coding region runs from base 539 to 2749 and encodes 736 amino acids. Lineage: Eukaryota; Metazoa; Chordata; Mammalia; Carnivora; Ursidae. Gene Ontology annotation, cellular component: dendrite. Gene Ontology annotation, biological process: response to axon injury; signal transduction; negative regulation of MyD88-independent toll-like receptor signaling pathway. Gene Ontology annotation, molecular function: NAD+ nucleosidase activity; protein binding; signaling adaptor activity. The transcript has 9 exons.